AUGCAAAACCUUCAAGGGACUGCUGGAAACGUAACAUCGUCCAAGCAUAAUAUUGAAGCUUUGAAGAGCAUCCUUACUCGCCACCACGUGCCCUUCAAGCACAAGGCAAACGCAAAAGGGAAGAUCGGAAGAGAUGUCCUCGUUCCACUUUACAACGAGCUCAAAGAGCGUGUCGAAUCCGCCGAUAAAACUGAAGUUUCUGGACCAUCCAAUGGCCAAGCACGCGACACUCAAACCCCAGUGCAUUCCAAGGAUUCAGACCUUUCUUUACCACAAUCAGCCGCCAACAUCCUGCCUCGUAACGGCAAGUCCCCAAGCGUUGUCGGCACGACAUCUUUAUCGGCUACGGUUUCUGAUCCUUCCAAAGGUAAAGGUAAAGCACGUGACAGCCAGGCUCCAGCCCUUCCUUCACCAGCCGCCGACAUCCAUCCGCCUGGCAACGGCAAGGCUCCAAGCGGUGUUGGCACGGCAUCUUUGCCAGUUGUGCUUUCUGAUCCUUCCAAAGUCCAAGCACCCAAAAACCAGGCUCCAGAGGAAUCCAACGAUCCAAUCCUCUCCUUACCACGAUCGGCCGCAGACAUCCUGCCUGGUCACGGCAAGUCCCCAAGUGUUGUUGGCACAACAUCUAUACCGGCUGCGGUUUCUGAUCCUUCGAAAGGUAAAGGUAAAGCACGAGACAACCAGGCUCCAGACCUUUCUUCAUCAGCCGCCAACAUCCAUCCGCCUGGCAACGGAAAGGCCCCAAGCGUUGUUGGCACGGCAUCUUUACUUUCUGAUCUUUCCGAAGAUAAUGCACGCGAAAACCAGGCUCCAACGCAAUCCAAGGAUCCAAUCAUCUCCUUACCACGAUUGGCCGCAGACAUCCAAGCUUCAGUGCAGUCGGGAUCAUCACUACAACACACACCCUCCGGAGAAGUAGAAACCGAGAACCGUAUCCGGAAGGCGCCUGAUCAAGUUGGAGUCGGAGAAGCUGAAAAAACGAAGCAGGAUGGCUCGAGAAUACGCAAGGCAGAUCUGAUUGAUUUAGAUGGAAACACCUCUGACUUGGAUGAGAUGGAUUUUGCUCGAAAACGACCUCGCGUUGCUCCGGUGAAGCUGCCACCGGUAUGCGCCCGACCGCAUUGGAUAGUGGAAAGGCACCUCAACAAGGAUAAAACCUACCAUGAGAUGAUGCGCAAGGGUCAACAAUCUAACGCAUCAGGGCUGCCGACCUCGCCAACACAAGAAUCGAUGCGCGGCAGCCCACAGCUUGCUGACACGCUGGGCGAAGUGGCCGACUUUCCAGCUCCAGUUCAGCCUGCAAAGCCACCAGAGCCGAUGAUACUGACGGAUAUGGCUGGCAGUAACUCCCCGCGAGCCAACGAUUGGGAGGACUUGAUUGAUUGGGAUGGUCCCAACUUGGAAUUAUUAGCGCCUCAGCCCACUCACCAAGCGAUUUUGGCUGACCCACCAGCGCCGGCAACCCUGCCAGCGCAUAAUUUGUCGGACUUGAUUGAUUGGGAUGGUCCCGACUUGGAAUCAUUAGCGCCUCAACCCACUCAACAAGCGAUUUUGGCUGACCCACCAGCGCCGGCAACCCUGCCAGCGCAGAAUUUUUCGGACUUGAUUGGUUGGGAUGGAACCAACUCGGAAUCCAUCCCAAACCCCAAUCACCCACCGAUUCCAGUCAACAGGAGAAAAGCAUGCAUGAUUGAUUUGGAUGGAGACGACUUGGAAUCGGAUGAGAUGGAUUUUACUCAAAAGCGACCUCGCAUUGCUCCAGUGAAACUACCACCGGUAUGCGCCCGACCGCACUGGAUAGUCCAAAGGCAACUCGAGAACGAAAAGGUUCCUCAGAGUCCACAAUCACAGCAUGUGGAGGUUCCAGCUCAGCCGGCAACCCUGCCUGUGCAGGAUUUGACCCAGGAUUCCUCACGCGGAAACAAAGAUCCAAUUCUUGAACCCGACAACAGAUCAGCUUCAGUCAAUCCCCGAGAGGAACCACCUUUGUUGCAAGCCCCAUCAACAGGCUGUGGCCCAAAGAUGACCAACAACCUAGGUCCGUUGAUUGAGUAUGGUUCUGAUGAACAGAUCCCCGCCCCGCUUACGGCACCAAAAAACAAAGGCCUUCCGCAACAGCCAGACCAUUGUUCCGAGAUUCAGCUGUCUGACCUUUCAGCUGGUCCCAGACAUUGCCCAGAUCGUUCAGUCAAGGAGAUCCUGAGCCUGUGUGCUGAGGUUCAUCCGUCGGAAAGCCUUUCGGCUGGUCCCAGCCAUCACCCAACUCGUCCUCCUUCUCCAAUGCCAUCACCCUCUCCAUCACUGGGUUCCGAACCACAAAUUCAGACGGGUUCUGCGGAGCCCGCCCCAGUUCCACCCGUUGAUUGCAAUAAUCAGUCCUCCGAUGAGGGUGGCAGUGGUGCUGCACCGUGUUUAGGCAAGAGAAUACAUCACGAUUUGGAAGAUGAUGAUCCUACAGAUUUCCGAGCAAAGCGCAGGAGAAACACUACGGCUAGGAGUCCUCUCCCUUUGCCGUCAAAGGAUCGCCCGAGACCUCGAAAGCGCAUUAUCAUCACCGCUUCAGACGAAGAAGAAGAGAUCCCCAAAUUCUGCCCCGAAGUAGAAUCUCAAGGAGGCACCGGGAGAGACCUCCUGGACGAUCAAGCGGCCCCAGAACCUCCCUCAGAAGUCGGCGGUAGACCCCCACCUGACACAUCCAGCACACCGGCCAUCAAUCCUCGAUGGCGCAAAAAUCCCGACAAGAUGACGAUGGUUCAGAUCAAGGCUGAUCUUGAUGAGUAUAAAGUCAAAUACCUCAAACGAGAGCGCAAACCUCAACUGACCAAGCGCUGGAAAGACUUGGCCUUUGUGCAAUCUGAGCUGGAGCGUUGGCGAGGCGCAGACCCUCACCCAAAAAAUCAAGUGCCUCCAUCCGGUAACACAACGCAAAAUCACACGCCGGGAAAUCAAGAUGUGGCAUUAAAUACGGAUUUGUCCGCGGCAGGUCCACAGGUGGAUCAGGUAGAUGACUUAAUCCGAUUGUCUCCCGAGCCGCAAGCCCCUGUAAACAAUGGAAAUUCUAUUGCUGCCACUGUGGACUCAUUCAGAACACCUGCAAGACCAGUAGCAGAAACUUCAGGCUCCCGGGCGGCAGGUCAAUGGAAUGAAGGUGUUUUUGAUGCUAUGCAUGCUAUGGAUGAAGACACACCUGAUACUGGAAACCCGUCUAUGACACUCGAGAUGAUCCAUGCCUUGAACUCAUUUACCCACUCAUCAAGAGAAUGGGCAAGUUCCAUCGCGCGGAGCAUGGAAACCAUAGCGGGUGGUGUAUCCGCAAUCCAAUCAGCCGUUGGAGCUGCGCCUCUGUCUUCCGCAUCAAGACACCCUUCAACUUCCCGAAGAAGAAGACGCCAGUCCCGGCCAGCAGACAUGUCUGACAACGAAUCGACCACUGGCAAAGGGUCAAACAUAUUUUUACCAACGAGAGACAUGAUGGCUGAAAUCAGGGUGCACUGUGCUUGUUUAUUCGGAAAAUCUGCACAAGAAGGCACUUUUCCGCCUCCCGCCACUGAGGAGGAGCGCCGACGAUGGAUUGUCACGACCAUGGAUGAUUCCUAUUCCGAUUCUGAUUCCGGAGACAGCCAACCAGACGAUCCAAUGGACGUUGACGUUGCCGAGGACUUGGACACAAACACGGACCCAGUUUUUCCAUUUCCAGAUGGACCUGGACACAAACAUGUCUCGCCUCAAGGUGUACGUAUCAUCUGGAACAUGAUGAGACGUGCAGGUGUUAAGUCUUUCAGGCCAGACUUGAGUGAAGCAUUUACCUCGCCAAUGAAUACGUUUCUAUGGAACCUUGCUGUGAAGACUUUCAUUAAACUACAAUCAUGUGAACGGCCACCUUAUGAAAACAUACCGAGAGACAAAACUUGUGGCAGAAGAGAAAGCUCAUCGCGAGCAACGCCGACGAAGUACAACUCGUUGACACACGCUCCGGGACUGGCGCGUCGCCCUGAUCCUAGAAAGACCAAUUUUAGCCCCAAUCCUGCCGGUAAUCGACGCCUGCUGUAG
Puccinia triticina is the source of this 4050-nucleotide messenger RNA. RefSeq lists its product as uncharacterized. The record is from RefSeq and is a predicted model, not a curated record. NCBI's taxonomy places the organism in Eukaryota, Fungi, Basidiomycota, Pucciniomycetes, Pucciniales, Pucciniaceae. Bases 1 to 4050 code for a protein of 1349 amino acids. The transcript has 10 exons.